Messenger RNA from Halichondria panicea, 701 nucleotides. RefSeq names its product AP-5 complex subunit sigma-1-like. The coding region runs from base 62 to 649 and encodes 195 amino acids. The record is from RefSeq and is a predicted model, not a curated record. The transcript has 6 exons. Gene Ontology annotation, cellular component: cytosol; late endosome; lysosome. Gene Ontology annotation, biological process: double-strand break repair via homologous recombination; endosomal transport. NCBI's taxonomy places the organism in Eukaryota, Metazoa, Porifera, Demospongiae, Suberitida, Halichondriidae.
CUGGACACACCCCUCUACAAGCCCCGCCCCCACUCUGCAGAGCCAAAGCUUGCUGGCUAGAAUGGUGUUUGGUUUCCUCUGUCACUCUGUGUCCUCCACUCCCUGCAGACUACUGUACACAGCUGUCUAUGGAGAUGACGUCCAGUCAGCAUCCACCAAGGUGGUGUCGGCAGAGGGUUCCCUGCGUACAAUGAGGAAGGAGCAGCUACUGGAGGUGGCCUGUCGGGUCCAGUCUGAAUACGGGUUCCGCUUAAGCACCCAGCUGACAACGAAAGUGCCUCGGGGGAAGGACGACACACCCUCCACUGGGGAAGACUGCUCCAGAGGACUAUUCAGGUUGUCGGCAGGAGAUCCCUUCCCCACUGUGAAGGUGGCUGUCUGGCAGGUGAAGGAUGAGUGUGCGUACGUACUGAUCUGUGAGUCAGAUGAGAACAAGCUAUUGGCAGAGAGUGUUCUAGAGACUAUCACACGACUCAUGACAGAGCAUGUCACCUCACUGGAGCAGAGGAACGCUGAGAUAAUGUUGAAAGCUGAGAAGGCGACUGCCGUGCUUCACCUGUUUCUACCCAACGGACAAUUGCAGUUCAUGAACCAUAAAGUUGUAGCACAGAAUGAGAAACAAUUAGAAAAACUUAUUACAGUCAAAUAAAAUGUGAAAUUAGUUAUAUAUUGCAAUUAUUGAUACAAAACUUUGCUGUCAA